AGAUGGCCUCCUCCUCCUCAAAAUGUAGGCUAAACGCGCAAGGAAUUGACGAACAACCUCUACUGCACAUUGAAAGACCACAGAUUCAACGUCUUUAUCGACGAGAACGAAUUGACCAGAGGCGAAAUUAUCACACAAGCACUGAAGCAAGCAGUCAAAGACUCUAGGCUUGCUGCUGUCAUCUUCUCAAGCGGGUAUGCCGAGUCGAGAUGGUGUCUUGAUGAGCUGGUCGAGAUCUUGGCCUGCAGAAGAAUAAUGGGGCAAAUGGUUUUGCCAAUUUUCUAUGACAUCGAUCCCUCCGAUGUCAGGCAUCAGAGGGGUGCUUUUGAGGAAGCAUUCCGGGAACAUCAAAAGCGCUCCCCUGAAAUGGUGCAGACCUGGAAAGAUGCUCUUAAUGAAGCUGCAGAGUUGGGCGGCGAGGAUUUUAGUGCGACUGAUGGGUGAUUACUUACUUCCUUUUCCUUUUUAAUUCCUUAAUUAUAAAAUUCAAUUGCCAACCUGACAAUUCUUCAUAUGGAAGGGUGCACCAAUCUCACUGCUGCUUUUAAGGAAUCAAUCCAAAGGGAAGAUUAAAAUAGGGAUCAAUCUGGAAAAGGAAAAAUUAAUCCAUGAAUAUGCACUCGACUGUCAAUCUAUGCCAUAUUCAAGUGAGUACAAAGAGGACGGCAAUCAUAAGACAGGACACAGUGAUGACUCGUCCCAUGAGAAUCAAUCCUGCAGAAGACUGAGGUCCGAUCCAGUGUUGAAAGAAAUGCAGAAGAAGAAACUGAUGAAAUCAUGCAAGAAGGAAGCAGCGUGGGCUAACAGAAGAAGAAAAAGGGAAUUGAAGCAGUUCAAGGACUCACUUUAGAUUUGCAAGAGUCGGAUGAGGCUAGGCUUCAGUACAGAAGCAUUUAGAAACAUGCAGAGUCAGAGAUUGCUCAAACUCAAUUACGUCAAGCUCACUGGCAGUUACAACAAUUAAUCAUUUCAGCAUACCUCACCCCACGCUCAUAACAUAUUUCAUAGCCCUUGGGAACCUGAGUUACGUUGUCUGGGAUACAUUCCAGGUAUGAAGGAAGGUUUGUCGAGCAAAUUGUUGACGAGAUCACUAGAAAACUGAAGAACACAUACAUGACCGUAGCCCCAAACCCAGUUGGAAUAGAUUCUCGGGUGCAAGAAAUUGGUAAAUAUUUGGCUGAUGGAGGAUCAGAUGAUGUCCGCAUAAUUGGAAUUUGGGGUAUGGGUGGACUGGGUAAAACGACGGUUGCCAAAGCCAUUUUCAACAAAUAUCAGGAUAAGUUUGUACGUAAAAGUUUUCUUGCUAAUGUGAGAGAAGAGGAACUGGUCGAUUUGCAAAACAAACUUCUUUCUGAUGUGUUGAGAUUAAGAAACAUAAAGGUUCGUAGAGUUGAUGAAGCGACCGAGGAAAUAAAAACAAGACUUCGCAACCUAAAGGUACUUGUCAUAGUUGAUGAUGUAGACAGCGUGAAACAGUUAGAAGCAUUAGCUAUAAAAUUUUACUCAUUUGGUCCAGGGAGUAGAAUUAUUAUAACCACAAGAGACCAACAUUUGCUAAAGAUGUUAAAAGCGAAUACGAUAUAUCAUCUACCAGCAAUGAAUAAAGAAGAAGCUUCUGAGCUCCUUUGUUGGCAUGCCAACAAUUAUCCUAUUAAAGAAUUUCUUCAAGUCCCAAGAGAAGUUGUUGAUUACUGUGGAGGUUUGCCACUAGCACUUGAAAUUUUAGGUUCUUAUCUAUCUGGGACAAGCAUAAGUGAAUGGAAAAGUAAGUUGGAGAAAUUUAAAAGUCAUCAUAGUAGGGAAAUUCUCAAUAACCUGCUUCUCCUCCCCCAACCCAACGAGCUAUGGUUAUAUAUGGAGCGCCUGCUGGGUUGA
This is a messenger RNA of Pyrus x bretschneideri (Chinese white pear), 1875 nucleotides long. Its product is annotated as disease resistance protein Roq1-like. Gene Ontology annotation, biological process: defense response. The record is from RefSeq and is a predicted model, not a curated record. The transcript is spliced from 4 exons. NCBI's taxonomy places the organism in Eukaryota, Viridiplantae, Streptophyta, Magnoliopsida, Rosales, Rosaceae. Gene Ontology annotation, molecular function: ATP hydrolysis activity; ADP binding. The coding region runs from base 1114 to 1875 and encodes 253 amino acids.